Leguminivora glycinivorella is the source of this 1900-nucleotide messenger RNA. RefSeq lists its product as uncharacterized. The transcript has 14 exons. Lineage: Eukaryota; Metazoa; Arthropoda; Insecta; Lepidoptera; Tortricidae. The record is from RefSeq and is a predicted model, not a curated record. The coding region runs from base 1 to 1632 and encodes 543 amino acids. Gene Ontology annotation, biological process: proteolysis. Gene Ontology annotation, molecular function: serine-type endopeptidase activity.
AUGUGGAAAUAUCUGUGGAUGGUUGCGAUGUUCGUGAAGAGUUGGAAACUGGACGCCGUGCAAUUAGACGAUGUAAACUGCGGAGUGGACAAAUCUGACACCACGGAGGGUAACGUGCUAAACGAGCAGUACCCCUGGGUUGGAGUACUGUACUACACGAUAUACGGUGACCUGGGCGAGUCUCGCUCAGUGACCACGGUGGUGCUGAUACACGCGGAGUUCGUCCUUGCCAACUCUGCAGACAUCGGCCCUAUGCCCAAAUUACAUUUCAGAGAAAAGGCACGCGUGCUUCUCGGCGAGGGCUGGCAGCGGCGCGGGCGGCGCGUGCGCAACUACGUAAUACACCCAGAAUACGGGGAAACCAUCAACAGUGUCGCCAUUAUACACCUCAAGCAACCUGUCCGUAACAUUAAAAUACUACAGCCGAUUUGCCCUCCCCCUAAUCGUGUGAAAAAUCCUACGUAUUGGAUAUUGAAGUUCGAUGAUAUCAGUCACACCAAUAAAUGUUUACCUAUUAUAAUAGAACUGGAUGCACUCAAGAAGCAGGUGCUGCGCGGAGUUCCUGUAACAGCAGAAAAUUGCCGCUUAUACUACGAAGGGAAAAGUCUGGACGCCACUCGCCGCCGGCCGUCGUACGUCAAAUGCAUGGUGGCGAUGGGAUUCACCGCGCCGUGCGUGUGGGGCGCGGGCUCCGUGCUUGCCACCCGCGACGUGUGGGGGCGCUGGCAGCUGCUUGGUAUUGGCGUGUACGGGCCAGGUUGCGCCGCGCCGUCCCGGUUCCUGGACAUGCUGCGGUACUACCCCUGGAUCGAGGAUUCCCUGAACAAGUUUCAGCGCGUUACCAUAUCUCAGAUCAACCCGCACCGAUAUGUUUUGCGGAGUGGAAUCGCUAUCGGAAUGUUAAUGCGUUUUGGUGAUUGUGACGAUUAUGAAAAACAAAACUUGAUAUAUCGGGAAGCUGUCAAUCUUGAAACGGACAGCAGAAACGUGAAACUCAUCAAAUACAAUAUGACGAUAUACGACACGGUACAGUAUUCGUGCGUGAUAUUCGACCUCAAACACGCGUCCGCGUCGGCUGAGAUGCGAGUACGUCACUUCUGUCCGCGCGCGCCCGGGGGGGUAGCCUGCUACUCUUAUAGAGGUACACGAUUCGACGUAGCCAUCGACGUGUUGUUCACUGAGAACUGCAUAUUGGACAUCAGCGUGUACGGCCUGCACGUCAACAUGUCACUGCUCGACAUCGAGAUGUGGAAGUGGGAGGAGGGCACGUACUAUGAAGAUUUCAGAUUGACGCCGACAGAGUACCGGGGCCCCACGUAUCAAACGCUGGACGGGUUCGAACCGUUGGACGAUAGCAUGUGGGUGCCGGACUAUGACCGCUGGUCUACGGAACCCGUCACGUAUGAGACUACAACAUCACGAUACACUCAAACGGCGAAUGAUACUAUCACCAUACUGGCAUACUCUUUUGUGUCGACCACUACCAAAUCGGGGACAACAACGAAAACAAGAAAAAAAUUCUCAAGAAAGACCAAACCGCCCAAAGGGAUAACAUUCUGGUCCGCAAUAGAAUACUUCUUCGUAAACAUCUUCUGGAAGGGUUUCAUUUGUUGGAUCUUUAGAUGCGGCUGAAGAUAUGUACAGUUUAUUAGUGGGUCAUUCUUGCUGACUCCUGCACCGUUCGACUCGCAUUGCUACGUAGCAAUUAUUAAACUUAGCACAGCUUGAUGCCCCUUUACGUGCGCUACUACAAAAUAAUCAAUUGAUUUUUGACAAUCCUAAUUAGCCAAAUGGCAUAGUGCCAUUUUAGACAAGGACAACAAGCGAAGCACUGUCAAACUUAGGUUUUGUGAGAAGCAAGGUGAUAAUCACUACAUAGUAUAAAACAAAGUCACUUUCU